Messenger RNA from Etheostoma cragini (Arkansas darter), 600 nucleotides. RefSeq names its product CKLF-like MARVEL transmembrane domain containing 8b (gene cmtm8b). Gene Ontology annotation, biological process: myelination. The coding region runs from base 80 to 547 and encodes 155 amino acids. The transcript has 4 exons. The record is from RefSeq and is a predicted model, not a curated record. Gene Ontology annotation, cellular component: membrane. NCBI's taxonomy places the organism in Eukaryota, Metazoa, Chordata, Actinopteri, Perciformes, Percidae. Gene Ontology annotation, molecular function: structural constituent of myelin sheath.
GGAUUCUGGGAGAACACAACUUCCUCUGCCACAGCGACGACCCGACUGAGAGCACACAGGCUGUGUGUGUCAGUGCACCAUGGAGAGACCCAACGUUUCCACCUCCACCUUGGCCUUUGACCAGCACUUCACCACAACCGCCCAAGGAAUCCUUCUCCUGGCUGAGAUAGUGUUUGGCAUGUUGGUGUGGAUUCUGGUAGGGGGUACAGAGUAUUUUCAUCUGUCUGCUCUCUGCUGGGUGAUGUUUCUUGCCAUCUUAUGCUGGGUUCUGACAGUCGGUCUGUUUUUAAUCUACCUCACUGGGAUCCAAAACAGGAUACUACAGGUUCCCUGGACUACACUGUCGCUGUGUUUUAGCUGCAGUGCUGCAGCUGUGUACCUGGUGACAGCAGUGGUAGACACGCUCUCAGUCAGCCAGGCCGUUAGGGGGCGACACAGCUACAACUGCUGGGCAGCAUCUGCAUUCUUUGCAUUUCUGAACACACUGUGCUAUGCAGGAAGCAGUUACCUGAGCUACUGGGCCUGGAAAACCACAGAAGAACAAUAGUCUCCUUGCUUGCUGUUUGAAGAACACAACGUUGAGGAACAGGCAUGAUGGAG